Neofelis nebulosa (Clouded leopard) is the source of this 2883-nucleotide messenger RNA. It is a transcript of the gene AIMP1, whose product is annotated as aminoacyl tRNA synthetase complex interacting multifunctional protein 1. Gene Ontology annotation, molecular function: tRNA binding. Lineage: Eukaryota; Metazoa; Chordata; Mammalia; Carnivora; Felidae. The transcript is spliced from 8 exons. The record is from RefSeq and is a predicted model, not a curated record. The coding region runs from base 518 to 1447 and encodes 309 amino acids.
CGUUUCCUCUGACCUCACAACCUCCACGACACAACAUGGAGGAAAGACCCGACGUCCGGCGUUUUGCCCCUUACCCAACCGGUGACAAAAUGUAGCUACCAAGGAAGAGGUACAGAGGAGUUUAAGUUAUUAGCUGAGGAAAUAGAAGACGGACAGCGUGGUGCGGUUACGCCCGGGAAGGGGGCGACAGAAUUUGACGUUAAAUCGGUGGAACGCUCAGGCGUUUGGUGAGGACACCUCGUUGGGUCCUUUCUCACUGCCGUCGGGUGCGGGACGGUGCCCCUAAUUGCUGAAGACUGAGGCUACCCGGUGAGGCUCUCCAGGUUGCUCUGUCCACCGAUUUAUGUCGUAAUGGGCGCUUAAGGGAUAAGUAAUAAAGCAGAGGACGAUAUAGUUUGAAAUAUUAGUGUGGCCAGGGAAAGUCUCACUGAAAAGACAACUUUCAAGCAAGAGCUGGCGUCAGUGAGAGAAUUAACCAUACAAGUGUCUGGGGAUUUUCUGCCGUAUCUUUAAAAAAAUGGCAACUAAUGGUGCUGUUCUGAAGAGACUGGAACAGAAGGGUGCAGAAGCAGAUCAAAUUAUUGAAUAUUUAAAGCAGCAAGUUGCUCUUCUUAAGGAGAAAGCAAUUUUGCAGGCAACUUUGAGAGAAGAGAAGAAACUUCGAGUUGAAAAUGCUAAAUUAAAGAAAGAAAUUGAAGAAUUGAAACAAGAGCUAAUUCAGGCAGAAAUUCAAAACGGAGUGAAACAAAUACCAUUCCCAUCUGGUACUCCACUGCAAGCUAAUUCCACGGUUUCCGAAAAAGUGAUACAGUCUAUACCAAUAACAACUGUAUCUUCUGGUGCCAAAGAACAGAUAACAGGAGGAAGAGCAGAAGAAAAGAUGAAAGAGAAAAUUGAAAUGAAAGAGAAAAAGGAGAAAAAACAAUCAAUAGCAGGAAGUGCUGACUCUAAGCCAAUAGAUGUUUCUCGUCUGGAUCUUCGAGUUGGUUGUAUCAUUACUGCCAGAAAACAUCCUGAUGCAGAUUCUUUAUAUGUAGAAGAAAUAGAUGUUGGAGAAACAGCCCCAAGAACAGUUGUCAGUGGCCUGGUGAAUCAUGUUCCUCUUGAACAGAUGCAAAAUCGGAUGGUGAUUUUACUUUGUAACCUGAAACCUGCAAAGAUGAGGGGAGUAAUAUCUCAGGCAAUGGUAAUGUGUGCUAGUUCACCUGAGAAGGUUGAAAUCUUGGCACCUCCUACUGGGUCUGUUCCUGGAGACAGAAUUGUUUUUGAUGCUUUUCCUGGAGAGCCUGACAAGGAGCUAAAUCCUAAGAAGAAGAUUUGGGAGCAGAUCCAGCCAGAUCUCUGCACUAAUGAUGAGUGUGUGGCUACAUACAAAGGAGUUCCCUUUGAGGUGAAAGGGAAGGGAGUGUGUAGGGCUCAAACUAUGACCAACAGUGGAAUAAAAUAAAAUAAAAUAAAAUACUCAUUUACUGAAAUACAUUGGAGAAAACUUUAAUAACAAUAAAAAGAAAUAUAUUUGUCACUUGUGCCUAAAAUAUAACUGGCUUUUUUAUGUUAUUUCUCUUCUAGACUUGACUAGUCUUUUAAUCAGGUAUAUAUUAUUUUCAGUCAGUUAAAGAAACACUACAUUUUUACUUACAAUUUUUGCUCCUGUAUAAUGUAGGAAAGAAAUCAACUAUGUUUUGUGAUUGUUUAUUUUUUAGCAGGGUUGUUGGUUAGCAGAUUAUUUUUCUUGAUACAUUUAAAUAACUUGAACUAGAUGAACAUUUAGUUUCCUGUUUGUAGGCACAUGGUACAUGAAAUUUUAAGCCUUUGGAUUUUUAGUAUAUUGUGUGUCUGUAUUAUAAAUAUCCUCUCCUCUUCAAAAGUGACAAGUUGGAAUUUUUGUCAGUCUUAUUAAUUACUCAUAUUGUAAUAAUAUUGAAAAUGGCCAACUAGAGAGCCAAACAUCAUAAAAGCUAGGAGAUGUGGUACUUCAACAUUAUUGCUGUUGCUUACCAAAGUAAUCAGACCUGUAAAGGUGACUUUUUUUAAGAGUGAAAUUUUCAGUUGUAUACUGAACUUUCUUUCCAUUUGACAAAAUAAUUAGUAAUAAAUUUCAACUAACUAUAAAGAAUAAACAUUUUGCAAAGUGUUGCCGAUACACUUUCCAAUAAAUUGAUGUAAAAGCAGCAGUCUAAAUUUUUUAGUCUAGGUGAUUGUAAAGAUUCUUUGGGUACCUAAUACAAGAUUAUUUAUAGAUUGUUACUUUUAGAAGAGUAUUUAAGAUCAAUAUAUUUUGCUUUUUCAUGUACCAUCACACUGUCAGUAUGUUAAAAGAAAUUGUUACCAAAGUUAACAUAUAUAUGUAUUAAGGUGUCAAAUGCCUAUUUUCACUCAUCUUACAGAUAUUGUAGGAACAAUGAAAAUUAACUUAGGAAUUAUGAGCUUUCAAGUUCACCAGCCUUGAGAUGAUGACUGAUGAGGGCUACCAAAAAGAAAUCCAUCUCUGGAGGUAGGAGUAUAGAUAUUGUUUGAAAAAAAAAUCAUACAUACAAUAUCUAGCUGCUUAUAGUCUCUAAUCAGAAAGAGAGGCAAAAUAAAUUUAAAACAACCCUGCAUGCCAGCUUAUGAAAGGUAUAAUUAAAUUUCAUUUAUUUAAGUCCAUGGAGUUCUGGUAGGCCAGUUUUAUCUUCUUGCUGAAAAACCAGAUAUUAACAGAGCAUCAAUAGCAACAAUUGACAAGUAAACACAAAUGAAACUCAAAAGUUAUUUUGUACUCAGGAUAAAUUAUUCUUUUGGAAAUAAGACUGUGAUAAAAUCUUUCGUGAUUCUGUAUUUUCUAAUUUUUCCCAAUUAAGUUUCUUUAAAUAUUCUAAUAUAAAUUAAAGAAUGUUUCAACUA